This is a messenger RNA of Lindgomyces ingoldianus, 1770 nucleotides long. Its product is annotated as Fe-containing alcohol dehydrogenase. NCBI's taxonomy places the organism in Eukaryota, Fungi, Ascomycota, Dothideomycetes, Pleosporales, Lindgomycetaceae. Bases 120 to 1598 code for a protein of 492 amino acids. Gene Ontology annotation, molecular function: alcohol dehydrogenase (NAD+) activity; metal ion binding. The transcript is spliced from 2 exons. Gene Ontology annotation, cellular component: mitochondrion. The record is from RefSeq and is a predicted model, not a curated record.
CAUGAAGUAUGCACCGGACUAUGACCUUCAAUAUCUGCCCCCAGACUCUUUAUUCUCCAUUACCAACCUUGGUUGACGCCUGUAGCUCCGUCCUUUGAACCACAUUGAAGUUCUGAGCAAUGGCAGCAAUCCGAGUAUCCCCCACCCGCGCAGCCCGCGCCCUCAGCCUCCUCCGCACCGUCCAAUUCACCCAUCCCCCCUCCUGUCCCUGCCACUCAAACCCCACGCACCACCAUCAUGGUCCUACUACAGUCCAGCAAGCGAAACGCCAUCUCGCAACCCCAAUCGAUAUCUCCCAGCAAAAAGAAUACGCCUUCGAAAUGGCUGCUUCAAGUAUUCGAUUUGGCCCUGGUUGCACCAAAGAAGUCGGCAUGGAUUUUAAAAAUCUCGGUUCGAAACGCGUUAUGGUUGUCACGGACGGGAAUGUGAAGAAGUUAGAUGCUAUGAGGCAAGUUGUGCAGGGGUUGGAGCGGGAAGGAGUUCCGUUUGAGGUUUUUGAUAAGGUAAUGGUUGAACCUAAGGAUAGUAGUAUAAGAGAGGCGAUUGAUUUUGCGAAACCGUAUCGUCCGGAUGCAUUUUUGGCGGUGGGAGGGGGGAGUGUGAUUGAUACGGCUAAGCUGAUGAAUUUGUAUACGACGUUUCCUGACGCCGAAUUCCUCGACUUCGUCAACGCCCCACUCGGAAAAGGCCUCCCCAUAACCCACAAACUCAUGCCUCUAAUCGCCGUCCCCACAACUGCAGGGACGGGCUCCGAAACCACCGGAACUGCCAUCUUCGACCUUGUCGAAAAACGCGCAAAGACUGGCAUCGCACAUCGUAAUCUCAAGCCUACGCUCGGAAUUGUAGAUCCCAUCAACACCCGCACCAUGCCUUCCGCCGUCCACGCCUCCUCCGGCCUCGACGUCCUCUGCCACUCACUGGAAUCUUGGACUGCAAUUCCAUUUUAUGAAAGAGUCCCUAGACCAACGAAUCCGAUUAACAGGCCCGCGUACCAGGGCGCAAACCCCAUUUCGGAUAUCUUCUCGCUGAAAGCGCUACGGGAUACGGUCAAAUAUCUACCCCGCGCAGUUAAAGACCCCGAAGACCACGAAGCGCAAUCGCAAAUGCUCCUCGCCGCCACGCUCGCCGGCGUCGGGUUUGGAAAUGCAGGUGUGCAUCUCUGCCACGGAAUGUCGUAUCCCAUCUCCGGUCAGAAUCCGGGGUACAAGCACCCGGGAUACCAAGUCGAGAAAGACAUCAUCCCACAUGGGGUCUCCGUCGCCGUGACGGCACCUGCGGUUUUCAGAUUCACGGGUGCGUCGAAUCCGGAGCGACAUCUAGCUGCAGCGGAAUGCUUUGGAGUCGAUAUCUCGCAAGUUAAGAAGGAGAAUGCAGGUGAAGUUCUGGGAGAGGCGUUGGCAGAGUUUUUGAUUAAGUUGGGAGAUCAACCGAGAGGAUUGAAACACCUGGGGUUUAGGAGGGAGCAUAUUGAUGCUUUAGUUGAAGGCACGAUCCCUCAGGCUAGAGUUCUGAUGUUGGCGCCGAAUUUGGAGAUUCAGAAUGUCGAUGCCGAGAGGGAGCAGUUACGGGGGUUGUUUGAGGAAGCUAUGGAGUAUUAGGUGAGGAAAGUGGUAGGGAGGGGGUCCAUCUUGAAAUAAAAGUGCACAUAAAGAUGGAGAAGGAGGAUAGAAAGAAUUUGGAAUGUAUAUAUCUUACGGGUGAUUAUUUUUGGGCUUAGCAGCGAAGCUUGGUAUACGCGCUUCGAAGCUUUGAACUGUAUAUGAGGAUAUU